Messenger RNA from Cetraspora pellucida, 1095 nucleotides. Lineage: Eukaryota; Fungi; Glomeromycota; Glomeromycetes; Diversisporales; Gigasporaceae. The record is from the annotation of a GenBank genome assembly.
GAAGACUCAUUGGCGAGAUUAUGGAACGUAACAGAUGACCAAAUAGAACGUUUAAUAGAGAUUGAGACCCAAUUAAUAGCGGUGGAUGAUGCCGUAAAAGGAGUAGCUCCGGUUGCACAUUUAUUAGUGUUUGAACAAGCUGCAAAUAAUCUUUCCCUACCUAACUUACAAGAUAGACAGAGAGAAUUAAAAAGAAUAGCUGAUGAACAUAAUCCAAUUUUUGUUACUAUUUUCAUUGAUGUAAGACUUAAUAAUAACGUUAUAGCUCUAUAUCGUGAACAUGAAAAUCAGAAUAAAGAAUUUAUGCAAGCUAUACAAGCACCUGGACUAUUUAAUUCCCCUCCAAUUUUCGAACGUAAGAAUUUAAAUAAUAAUGGUCAAAAUAAUUUAAAUGUUAUGAAACGCCAACCUUUUAUAGCAAUCCCUGCAUUAGCUGGUGAUGGUUUUACUAAUUUAGCUGAAGAUUUGACAUGUUCAUUGGGCUUUUGGGCAAAAAGGAGACAAACACAGGAGAAUGUUUUUGUAUCCUCAGGACGUUGUUUUCGAUUUGAUCAAGAUUAUUAUCUUAAACCAUGGGGUUUACCAAAUUUACCUUUAUCAGAUGUACGCAAUCAUAUUGGAAAAAUGGAUAAUAGAGUAGUUCAUAAUGAAACCAAUUACAGUAUCCUCAGAGUAGAAGGUGACGUCGAACCAAUCGGAUUCAUAAAGAAUAUUGAUUCUCCUGAUUAUGCAGAGCUCCGUAUAAUUGAUAAUAAUGGUUUAGAAAACGAUUUUAUAGAAACCAAUAAUCUUGGUGUUCAUUUAUGCAAAUCUGGCUACCAUACACGUGUUACUUGUGGUUUUCUAAGAGCACAUACUGCUCGCUUUUUUGAUGCAAUUGAUCCUUAUAGAAUUAAUUACGUUAUAGACAUGGAUAGUAAUACUGGAGAUCUUGGAGGUCCUGUAUAUAAUCAUUAUGAUCGUUCUCGUGUGAGUAUAUAUGGUAUAAUCAAUGGAGCGAUAGGAGAUAUUACCUUAUCGACAGAUGUGGAUAAUAUUCUUGAUGAUGCUAACUUAGACUUUGUUAAUUUCCUUGGGGAAUUGGUUAAUAAUUAA